Molecule: messenger RNA, 630 nt
Organism: Fusarium mangiferae
Lineage: Eukaryota; Fungi; Ascomycota; Sordariomycetes; Hypocreales; Nectriaceae
Exons: 1
Coding region: 1-630 (209 amino acids)
Cellular component (GO): cytosol
Molecular function (GO): FMN binding; oxidoreductase activity
Source: RefSeq, a predicted model, not a curated record
AUGGCUGCCAUCAAGAGCAUCGCUCUCAUCACAACAAGUACUCGCAAGAGUCGAGUUGGUCCUCAGAUCACCAGUGUCAUCAACGAUAUCCUCACUGGCGAUGCAGAUGCCAGCAAGAACACCAAGAUCUCCCUAGUAGACGUCGCAGACUUCAACCUCCCCGUCUUCGAUGAAGAAAUCAUGCCCGCCAUGGUACCCGACAAGGGUUCCUUCAAGCAUGCUCACUCUAUUGCCUGGAGUAAUGAGAUCAAGAAGUACGACGGCUACAUCUUUGUCAUUCCAGAGUACAACUUUGGCCUUGCCGGCGGUACCAAGAACGCUGUUGAUUACCUGUACAAUGAGUGGAUUGGCAAGGGUGUUCUGAUUAUCAGCUAUGGUAUCUUUGGAGGUAAUUCUGCAAGUGAACAACUUGAUAAGACCCUGAAAGGCAUGAAGCUCAAUGUUGUUGAUACUCGACCUGCGCUUGGAUUUCAUGGUGGUGUUGGUGAUGAUCUCUGGCUUGCUGGUGCUGGAAAGCUGGGCGAUGACACCAAGAAGGAUAUCAUUGCUGAGACGCCUACUAUCCUCAAGGCUUUUGGUGAAUUGAAGGAUCUGAUGGACAAGCAGGUGCCCAAGGAUAGCCAAAAAUGA